Messenger RNA from Rhincodon typus (whale shark), 1392 nucleotides. RefSeq names its product hemopexin. The coding region runs from base 32 to 1174 and encodes 380 amino acids. Lineage: Eukaryota; Metazoa; Chordata; Chondrichthyes; Orectolobiformes; Rhincodontidae. The record is from RefSeq and is a predicted model, not a curated record. The transcript has 8 exons.
CACUCAGUCCUCACAGAUCUAUCAAGUGACGAUGAAGUUUCUGCUGGGAGGAUUGUGUCUGUUCUGGGCUGUGGCCCUCAGCUUCUGUUACCCCUGGUUAAAGCACCGGCCAAACAUUACAGAAGAUGAGUUGAACCAGCAUCACUCCCACCCCAGACAUGAAGAUGAAUUUCUAUGGAGAGGGUUCCGUGCUGCUGCUGAAUUCAUUAAUAAAACCUGGCCCGGAUUACCGGAUCACAUCGAUGCAGCAUUCCGGAUCCACCAUAAAAUCUCACCGCAGCAUCAUGACAGAAUGUUCUUCUUCAAGGGGAAUCAAGUCUGGCAAUACUACGGAACUAAACUAGAAGGCCAGUUCCUCAUUCAAGACAAAUUCCACGGAAUUCCAGAUAAUCUGGGGGCUGCAGUCGAGUGUCCCGAGGGAGAGUGCCAACACGAUUCCGUGCUUUUCUUCAAAGGAGCCACCACGUACUUGUUUGAUCUGAGCACCAACACAGUGAAGCAAAGGCCAUGGACAGGGUUACAUCACUGUACAGCUGCUAUGAGGUGGAUUGAACGGUAUUACUGCUUCCAAGGGUCAAACUUCACUCGCUUCCAUCCUCACACUGGGAUGGUUUUUGAGAACUACCCGAAGGAUGCGCGGAAUUACUUCAUGCAGUGUGAAGGCCGAGGCCAUGGGAACAAAACUGCCGAUCCUUCCAUCCAUAACCGUUGCAGUAAUCGGUCCUUUGACGAAUUUAAUCAAGAUGAAUUCGGAAGAGUUUAUGCAUUCCGAGAUAAUUGUUUCUUUGACUUUCAGGGAUCACAAAUAUACAUUUACAAAGCUGAGGCACAUUAUACCUUGAUUGAAGGAUAUCCCAAAUCUGUCACAGAAGAGCUGGGAAUCCAUGGCACAGGUGUUGAUGCAACAUUUAUCUGCCCAGGAACAUCUAUUCUGUAUGUGAUCAGGGGUAAUCAAGUGCAGAGUAUCAAUCUGGAACAGACACCCAGACAUCUAGGUGAUGGGUUCCGGAUUGGUCAUUCCCAUGUUGAUGGUGCCAUGUGUAACACUAGUGGUACCUUCAUAUUUGUCGGUACAGAUUACUACAAGUAUUGUUCAAUAACUGAGCUUGCAGGAUGGACAGAGACUCCAGAACCACACAGUAUCAGCGCAGAUUUCAUGUCUUGUGUACAAUGAUUGGACAGUUGGGUAGCAGGAGGGUGGGACAGUUGCCCUGGAUACAUCUGAAUACCAAAGUGAGAAACUUCCGGUGGAGACCUCUGAUCAUCAUGUCCUGAAUUUCAGCAUCUCCUAAAAUGCAAAUCCUUUCUGCUGACCCUACUGCAUACGAUAAACAACUGGACAAUUCCAUGUUCUUGCUGACCUAUCUUUAAUAAAGGAAUUAUUAUUCCACA